AUGGAAACACGUCUUCCUUUCGGAUGGAAGCCUUUCAACAUCGACUGCUAUGAUGGCACUACUGACCUAGAUGAGCACGUUGAUCUGUACGUCACGCAAGUAAACCUAUACACUAACAAUGAUGCUAUCCUGUGUAGGGUUUUUUUGACCUCGCUCAAAGGAUCGGCACUCGCCUGGUAUACUCAAUUGCCAGCAGGAUCAGUUGAUAGCUUCGACACUCUAGUGAGGCGAUUCACGGUGCAGUACGCAACGAGUCGACCGCAUCACAUCAUGUUCGCCACCUUGGCCAGCCUUAGACAGGGCGACGACAAACCAUUGAGGACGUUCAUGGAGCACUUUGCCAGCAUCUCCGUCAAAAUCCGCAACCUAAACCCCGAGGUCGCCUUACACGUCAUGCUCAUGACGCUCAAGCCAGGACCUUUCGUUGACAGCCUUUAUUGGUGA
Cajanus cajan (pigeon pea) is the source of this 444-nucleotide messenger RNA. RefSeq lists its product as uncharacterized. NCBI's taxonomy places the organism in Eukaryota, Viridiplantae, Streptophyta, Magnoliopsida, Fabales, Fabaceae. The record is from RefSeq and is a predicted model, not a curated record.